Messenger RNA from Dunckerocampus dactyliophorus (ringed pipefish), 711 nucleotides. RefSeq names its product basic salivary proline-rich protein 4-like. The coding region runs from base 1 to 711 and encodes 236 amino acids. The transcript has a single exon. NCBI's taxonomy places the organism in Eukaryota, Metazoa, Chordata, Actinopteri, Syngnathiformes, Syngnathidae. The record is from RefSeq and is a predicted model, not a curated record.
AUGUCCCCCGCCGGGGACCCAGAGCACAGCGGAGUAGGGGACCCCGGGGUCCCAGACACACAACUGAGAACCCGAGGCGCUGAGAAUGCGGACCACCAGGGAGCAGGAAGACUCCAGGCUACCUCAUCCCAACGGCAGGACGCUACCAGCAGGGCAGACAGAGGAGCUGGCGAGGAGGAAAGCCAGCAAAUGAGUAAGGGGGUGGGCAAACGGGCGAGCAGCCAGGCAAACCACCACACAGUGCCAACCGACACCCGUGGGGCAGCAAAUCCCGGAGAGAGACUGGGAGUGCUGCACCCCCAAGCCGCAGGGAGGCCGAGCACCAGAGCCGGGAAGGCGAGACCAGCAGUAGACCAGCAGCCGAACCACACCAGCCACCGGGAGCCAGAGCACCCACAUGCCACCAGUUCCGACGGCGCACCACCCGCCCACCGGAGCCCCACCCCGACAAACCCGCAGACAGGCCGGGGGAGGAAAACACACAGACAACGGCCCAGCAGAGCACAAGGACCAGCGGUGACAAAUGCCCAAGUGCCCAGUAGAGCACCACUCCCCAGCAGGUCUGGCCCCAGGGCACACUCCCUCACCCCCCACCUUUCACCAAAGCCCACAGUCCCCGCGAGCCCCACCCCACCAGACAGCCCGGCGCUCCAGCAGCCACCACAGCGCAGCAACCACAAGCCACCACGGUGGCAUGCAGGCCAUCCAUAG